Molecule: messenger RNA, 3628 nt
Organism: Hippocampus comes (tiger tail seahorse)
Lineage: Eukaryota; Metazoa; Chordata; Actinopteri; Syngnathiformes; Syngnathidae
Gene: nlrx1
Product: NLR family member X1
Exons: 12
Coding region: 204-3095 (963 amino acids)
Molecular function (GO): protein binding
Source: RefSeq, a predicted model, not a curated record
UUCCUUCUAGGGAAGCGAAUGACGUUGAAUGACACAUUUUUAUGAGUUCAUUCGACUCAAGCAGGACAACUGAGAUGGAGGAAAACUAUUAAAUGAAUGACAUCUAAUCAACGACAGCGACUGGUUAGUGCUCUGCUGCAGACAAUAAAGAGGACGCUAAAACCCGCAUGCAGUUUCCGCUGGCAUUGUAGCAAACCAGAAGGAUGAACUCCUCGCUCCCGCGACACUUGAGUCACCUUUUCGUAUUCUGGAAGUGGAAGAGAAGAGCGGAUGUUUGUGUCUUCCCAGGUGCUGCAUUUUACUGCAGGAAGGUCUGCUCCACUACAGUAGAAGCAGAUGCGACUGAAAUCCACAAGAGGAAGCUGUUCCUAUGGUUCAGCCAUCUUCCCCAGGAAGAGAAGCAGUUUGGAGGCUACUUUAGCCCAGAGACAAUGCACGUGGACCCGCUGAUUCUGGAGAGGAAGCCAGAGGAAAGAGCGGGACUCCUCAGCUCCCCCCUGAAAAUCCAGGAAUCUUCCAGCUCUUCUCUGACAGUCGAGCAGCUUUUUGAAAUGAAUGGAGACCAGUGUGAGGACCGAGGAUUAAACGUGCUGCUGUACGGCGCAAUCGGAACAGGUAAAAGCACAAUUGUGCGGAAGCUGGUGCUGGAUUGGUGUGCCGGGACCACGCUGACUGACUUCAAACUGCUGAUUCCCUUUUCUUGUGAGGAUCUUGGCGAGCUGACGAAGGUUGCAUCCUUGAGAGACCUUGUCAGUAGGAAGUACCUCCACUUGAAAAAAACCCCUCUAUUGAGUGGGGAAGGCAACCAGGCCAAAGAUGUUCUCUUCUUAUUCAAUGGGAUGGAAAAGAUGAAACUUGACUUCAGGAUUGGAUCCACAGAGCUUUGCAGUGACCCAAAUGAGUCGCUGCCCGCUGGUGCAGUGGUGGUCAACCUUCUCCGCAAGUAUCUUCUCCCUGAGGCCAGCAUUUUGGUGACCACCAGACUGUCCGCCUUGGAUCGCAUCCCGUCGAAAUACGUGAGUCGCUACGCACAGAUUUGUGGCUUCAAUGACCCAAACCGUCAGCGUGCCUACUUCACCAGCCGCCUCCUGCAGCAGAGCGGGGAACUUGCACAGGCACAUGACGCUCAAGCUCUCGUACAGCUGCUCUACCUCAAUCUCCAGAGGGAGAGCCAGCUGGCCGCAGCCUGCUUUCUGCCUUCUUACUGCUGGCUCACAUGCGCCACCUUGCACUUCCUGCAUUUCACCGACGCCAUGGCACCCAUCCGGACGCUGACCGGCAUAUACACCAGUUUCCUCAGGCUCAACUUUGGAGGGGAGGUACUGGGCAAAGCUGCUGCGGCAAGCGGACUCGGUCAGGAUCUCCAAAGUUCUCUGAUGUUGUACGUCGUCCGCACCGUCGGCAAGCUGGCCUACGAAGGCGUGACAUACAAACGCACCUCAUUCUCAGCGGAGGAGCUGGAGCAGUGGAUCGGAGGAACGACCAAGACGGAUGAGGAGCUACGCCAGCUGGCUGUUUUCAGAACUGAUGUGCUCGACUUUUUUCUGGCUCCCUGUGUUGAAAGUUGCAAGCAUUUACCCACGGAACUCUGUGAGCAUGAUGAGAGGCGAUAUGUAUUUGCCGUUCCGGCCAUGCAGGAGUACCUGGCGGCACUCUAUGUGGUCCUAGGCGAGAAUAAAUCAGCUCUGGAGAAGCUGACCAAGCAAGUGUCUGUGGCCAUCGGCCAAGCGAGCGAAGACGUGAGUGCCAUUGUCAAUAUCUUUUCCAAGUUCAUCCCACUCCGAAUCUUUGCCGUCUUCAACUUGCUCAAGCUUUUUCCGAAGCUUUAUGAGAAAAUCAGCACUCGAAACAAGGGCAACAUUGCGCGGACGAUGGCCGCCGAGCUCUUCCGCAAGGAAGACAGCUACAAUGAGGACGUUCUGGAUCAAGUCGAGCAAAGCCUCUUGGGAGUGCAUGGUCCACCAUUAAAACAACAGAGUGAGGGUCCGCCUUUUGAACUCUAUCCCAUCUUCAUGGGUGGACUCUUGCAUUACGGCAACCGAGUGCUCCUUCAGCAACUCGGAUGCAGCAUCCAGAGUGCCACUGUGGCCCAGAUCACCCGAGCUCUUCGCAAAUACCUUGUUAGAGAAAUCAACAAGCCGCAGCCACCAGAGGAGUUGAUGGAUCUGUUGGUCCUUCUGUACGAGUUUCAAAAUCCCAGACUUACUGCAGAGGUCCUGGCUUCAAUCAGAACCAUCCGCCUUCACAACAUACGCAUGACCUCACUUAAAUGCUUUGUGUUGAGUUCUGUGCUCUCUUGCGCCCCUCCAAGUUAUCAACUGGAAGAGUUGGACCUCUCCUCCUGUCUCCUAACUCAGGACAUGCUUCGCAUGUUGUCGCCUGCCUUCCGACACACUCGGAACCUCAAUCUGCAGUUUAAUAGCCUUGGCCCUGACUCCUGCAUCUUCCUGAGAGAUCUGCUUCUGGAUUCCAAAAGUUGUGUUAGAGUGCUACAACUUUGUGACAACCCACUGCUAGACUCUGGAGCCUGCCUUCUUCUGGAAGCCCUUCCGGAGAACCAGUCCUUGAGGCAUCUGUCCCUCAUGCACACGGGCCUAGGGGACAAAGGAGCCCUCGAGCUGGCUGAGAAACUUCAGCAGCACACUGGACUCCAGGAGCUCAACGUUGCCUAUAACAAUAUCGGAGACAAUGCAGCUCUGGCCCUAGUGGAUGUGUGCAGGGAACAUCCCAGCAUUCACACUGUGCAUUUGUACCUAAACCCUCUGAGUGAUGUUGGCAAGCAGUCCUUGUAUGUCCGCGGCAUUCCCAAGCGCCACAACGGCAGUGGGCAGCGAGUCAGGGUGCUGGCCGCGGUCACUGAAGGUUCUGACCUCUCAGAGGACUGGCACCCCAUUCUCAGUGUGAUUCGUGAGAACAUAUCGUCCUGGGACAGGGAGCGAGUUAAACAGCAGCUUAAGGUGUUCCUCAGGGAUCUGGAAUGGGGACGUCAACAGCAGCAGAGCCUCUGGAAAAAGCUUCAUUUCCGAAGGGUGGAGAAAGGCAUCCGUCAAACGCUACGCAUGUUUGAGAAAGACACGCCGCCACCAUCUGCAUGAGCCAAUAAGUAACUGGAAUACAGCCAGUCAGUCAUUUUUUUAAGUCAUCACUAUAGGUGGAGUCCUCCAGAUGGGCGUGAGAGUGUGUCAUCACUAUUUAGUAAUCACACACACACACACACACACACACACGCACACACACCUGGAAGACUACAAAAACUUACUGAGCAAAAUGUGUGUGGGGGAAAAAACAACAACAGACAUUUACUCUAUCACUGUUCAAAAGAUGGAAGAGCAAAGGAAAAUAUUCCUGAAAAUCCUUCUCAUUGGUUGGUUGAAUCAUUGACUUAAGGUCCAUGAUGGCAAAUGAUUUUGUCUUUUCGUUAAGAGUUCCUUAACAUGCAUGAACGCAUUUAAAAAGGCUUCCUUUCCAGAAGUGGAUUUGAUCAAUGAUUUGCCGUUCCAACCUUUACCACAGAUCAAAAAAAAAAAUAAUUACGCUGAAUGUGUUGGUCAUGUGACAGCUGCAGGAAGCCGGCUAUGACAUUGAGGAAGUGAAACAUACGGUAACGCAGAAACAAACAAACAAAUAA